Molecule: messenger RNA, 2513 nt
Organism: Triticum urartu
Lineage: Eukaryota; Viridiplantae; Streptophyta; Magnoliopsida; Poales; Poaceae
Source: RefSeq, a predicted model, not a curated record
AUGGCCGCGAUGCCACCUCCGUCGGGCCGACGCCGUGCACCGCCUGCAGCCGGCGAGCCGCGCCCGCAGUGGCCGGAUCCACGCCGCCCCUCGCCCGUGGCCGCCGCCACGCUGUCCCUUGCCCGUGGCCGCCGCCAUGCGCGCCCUCGCCUGCGGUCGCCGGCUCGCUCUGCCUCGCCUGCGGCGAACCCCAGGUGGCUCCCCAUGGCGGGUGGGAGCGCGGGACCCGAGUGGAGACCCAUGGCUGGCGGCGCCCCAGGCGGCUCCGCAUGGCGAGCGGCGGUGUGGCGACCUGAGGGGAGGGAGCGGGUCGCACGAGGUGGGCGCGCGAGGGGAGGGAGCCGGUCGCCGGCGGGGUGGGCGCGCGAGGGGAGGGAGUGGGUCGCCGGCGGGGUGGGCGCGACAAGGGAGGUCGCCGGCGGAGUGGGCAUGCGAGGGAAGAGGAGAUGGUCGCCGGUGAGGGCGGACGGGAGAUUCGGGGUAGGGACUGUGUUGUUUUUCGAUGUUCCUGUUUUCAGGUGCGCGCUUGGGAAAGGGCCAAAUGUUCCAUCAGCUUCCCAGCAAUUGGAUCCUUGUUCAGAUGGUGUUCAAAAUUGUGGUGCAUCUGCAGGGACGAAAAAUAACAGAGACAGGGAAAGAAUUGAUUCAGCUAAGGGAAAUGGUGUUUACCCUCUUAAUGUUGAUGAGAGUAAAUUCGAAAAUGUUAAGAGGGACAUUGCGUGGUCCAAAAUCAAAGAGAUUACAGAAAAUGAUAGACUAUAUGAUGCUGAAGCGGCGGAGAAGUUAGUUCAAUUAUUGCAACUUGAUCGAACUGAACAGAAAAUAGGCCUUGCCGGUCGAGCAAGGGUUGCUGAUAUUAUCGCAGCUACAGAAAAUCCUGAUUUCCUAGGCAGGUUUAUACAACUAAGGGGCCUUCCGAUCUUGAAUGAGUGGCUUCAACAGAUUCACAAAGGGAAGUCUGCUGAAGGGGGUGGUCCUAAAGAAACCGAUAAGCCUAUUGAAGAACUUAUUCACGCCCUGCUUCGUGCACUAGUGAAAUUGCCUAUUAAUCUGAAUGCCCUACAAAGCUGCAGUAUUGGGAAAACUGUCAAUCAUCUGCGCAGCCAUAAAGACCAGGAGAUACAGAGGAAUGCUAGGUGUCUUGUUGAUAGCUGGAAGAAGCGUGUUGAUGCUGAAAUGAAGUCGAAUGAGUUCAAGCGUGUUGACACAGCCGCAACACCUGCCAAGAGGAAGUUCAGCCCCCCCAAGCAAUCAAACUACAAUUUAUCUUUUGCUCCAUACUGGGGACCGCAUCAUAUCAGGAAGUUGGCCAAAACACGAAGUCCUAUUAGCAAGGCUUAUGACAUUGGAAAACAUGACGAUGGACAAUCCAUCCUAUCUUUAAAGAGCAUCAAUAACUUUUUGUCUUCUUCAGCAACGGCUGAUCAAUUAACUGAACUUAAAGCCCUUCAGAGCGUACUGAUGGACGCAAAUGCAGAGCCAACUAAGCUAUCAUUUCCAUUCAUAAGAUACAUCACACAAAAAUUCCGUCAAGAGAUCGGUCGUGGUGGGUUCGGAGUGGUUUACCUGGGAGAUAUCGGAACUGGGAAGGUUGCUGUGAAGAAACUCUCAAUAAUGCAGAACUUUUCUGAGGCGACCUUUCUGGAUGAGAUUAAUUGUUUAAUAAAGGCAAAGCACACGAAUAUAGUGAGAUUUCUUGGUUAUUGUGCGGAUACAUAUGGGGAAUGUGUGCAAUACGAAGGAAGUCUUGUGCUAUCAGAGGUACCACAACGGUUGCUAUGCUUCGAGUAUGUUCCUAAUGGAAACCUUCAGAAGUAUCUUGAAGAUAAGUCUCAUAAAGAUGAAUGGAAAAUACGAUACCAAAUGAUUAGGGGAAUUUGCAAUGGUCUGAACUAUCUUCACGACCAACGUAUUACUCACUUGGAUUUAAAACCCGGCAAUAUUCUUUUGGAUGCUCGCAUGGAUCCCAAAAUUACAGACUUUGGGAUAUCAAGAUGCUUUGAUGAAGGAAUAACUAGAAUUUACACUAAAAAUGUUCGUGGAACACGGGGAAUUAUUGCACCAGAGACCAUAGUCCAUGGAGAAAUAACAUUUAAAUCAGACAUAUAUGGCUUGGGCAAUAUAAUCAUUCAUCUAUUAGCAGGGUGUAACAAUUAUGAUUUCGAUAAUUGGCAUACAUCUAUAGACGUGGACGACCCACAAGAAAAGUGUUGCAUUGAUAUAGCUAAAAAUUGUGUGGCUUUUAACCAACAUGAGAGACCUACAAUUGGUGAGAUCAUGCAAAAGCUGAAUGAGAUAGAGACGAUGUGAUUCAAAGGGCCAACAUCUUCAUUAUACCAGAUGUAAUAAUGUUCACUUAGGGAUAUAUUUGAUGUAUACACCUUUCUUUUGGUGUAUCUUAUAAAUAAAGUAGUAAAAUAUAUUUGCUUUGCAUCAAAAAUAUAAACGCACGUAAUAAAUGUGACAUAAAGGUCUAUGCUUUUCUGUGCAAACAUCUAUUCUUCCCCUAUUCC